GACCUUUGGGUUGGGCAUUUUCCUCUUUUCUUAGUCCGACAUACAUACAUAUACGUUACGUAACAGAAGAAACACUAACAGCAACAGAAGAGAGACCCCUUGUCCAAAUCCAGCCUUUCAGAUCCCAAAUGGGUGAGACUGAGGCCAAAAGGAAACGAGGCCGUAAACCCAAAACCCCCAUUUCCGAAAACCUAGAAAUCCCAGCCACAGCCACAGCCACAGCCACCGCCAUUGUCCCCGCCACUACCACCUCUACACCCGCAUUGGACGACGUUUUCUCAGUCGGCAAUGUAGAAAUCGUUGACACGGGUGCACCGAGCGACCCUCACCGCCGCCGCCGCCCUGGCCGCCCACCCAAGAAGCUCUCCAAGAACUCCGAUAAGCCCGAGAAGCCUCCGGUCAAGGCCCCAGGCAGACGGCCCCCUCGGCAGGUUGAAAAUGGAGACUUAGCGUUAUCCACUGAACUGGUGGCUGCCCCGGGUUUGGCUGCUGAUCAUGGGAUCACCUGGGAGAGCGUAGCAAGGGUGAUGCCCGCCAUGGAUGCUGUGGUGAAGGUUUUCUGUGUCCAUACGGAGCCUAAUUUCUCGCUUCCGUGGCAGAGGAAGAGGCAGUAUAGCUCGAGCAGCAGUGGGUUUGUUAUUAGUGGAAGGAGGGUGCUUACUAAUGCGCAUUCGGUGGAGCAUUAUACUCAGGUCAAGCUCAAGAAACGUGGCUCCGAUACCAAGUAUUUGGCUACUGUUCUUGCCAUUGGCACCGAGUGUGAUAUUGCUAUGCUUACUGUUGAUGAUGAUGAGUUUUGGCAAGGAGUAUACCCUGUAGAAUUUGGGGAUUUGCCCACACUUCAAGAUGCCGUGACUGUUGUUGGUUACCCAAUUGGAGGUGACACCAUUUCUGUGACUAGUGGCGUUGUAUCUCGAAUUGAGAUUCUAUCCUAUGUUCAUGGUUCCACUGAACUUCUAGGUUUACAGAUAGAUGCUGCUAUAAACUCAGGUAAUUCAGGUGGACCUGCUUUCAAUGAUAAAGGUAAUUGUGUGGGUAUUGCAUUUCAGUCCCUUAAACACGAGGAUGCAGAGAAUAUUGGUUAUGUCAUUCCAACACCAGUCAUUAUGCACUUCAUUCAAGAUUAUGAAAAGAAUGGUGCUUAUACAGGAUUUCCAAUUCUUGGGGUUGAGUGGCAGAAAAUGGAAAAUCCUGAUUUGCGCAGGUCUAUGGGCAUGAAAUCUGAUCAAAAAGGUGUUCGCAUUAGAAGAAUUGAUCCCACAACUCCGGAAUCGCAAGUUUUAAAACCAUCUGAUAUAAUUCUCAGCUUUGAUGGUGUUCUUAUUGCCAAUGAUGGAACAGUUCCUUUUCGACAUGGAGAGCGCAUAGGUUUUAGUUACCUUAUCUCCCAGAAAUACACUGGAGAUAAUGCUGCUGUCAGGGUUUUGCGCAAUUCUGAGAUUCUCAAUUUUGAUAUCAAACUUGUGACCCACAAAAGGCUAAUACCAGCACACAAUAGAGGAAGACCUCCAUCAUAUUAUAUCAUUGCUGGAUUUGUGUUUACAACUGUGUCUGUUCCCUAUCUCCGGUCUGAGUACGGAAAGGAUUACGAAUAUGAAGCCCCAGUGAAGCUAUUGGAUAAGCUGUUACAUUCUUUACCACAAUCUCCAGAUGAACAGCUUGUUGUGGUUUCUCAGGUGCUUGUGGCUGAUAUCAACAUUGGGUAUGAGGACAUUGUUAACACCCAGGUUCUGGCUUUCAAUGGUAAACCUGUAAAGAAUCUUAAGAGUUUGGCCAGCAUGGUUGAGAGCUGUGAUGAUGAAUUUUUGAGAUUUGAUUUGGAAUACCAACAGAUAGUGGUCCUCCGUACAAAGACAGCAAAUGCUGCCACUCUGGAUAUUUUGGCGACACAUUGCAUACCAUCAGCCAUGUCUGAUGAUCUAAAGACAUGAAAUUCAAUUGGGAAUACUACCCUUGAGUUGCUUCUUCUUGUGGGUGAACAUGCUAGCUGUUUGUAUACCAUAGUAAAUUCUUUGGUUGCCUCUGCUUAAGAUUUGUUAAAAAUUGGUGAUUCUCCGCUCAAAACUUGUAGACCUAGGAAAUCUUCAUAGAACUGAUGGAAAAUAUGGUUGGUGUAAAAUCUAGAGGUGAUCCUCAAAUUUUUCCAGGGAAUUCGAAAUUACGGCUGCUUGAAUGGAAAUCUUAACUAAAGAAA
Molecule: messenger RNA, 2194 nt
Organism: Humulus lupulus (European hop)
Lineage: Eukaryota; Viridiplantae; Streptophyta; Magnoliopsida; Rosales; Cannabaceae
Product: protease Do-like 9
Exons: 9
Coding region: 129-1931 (600 amino acids)
Biological process (GO): proteolysis
Molecular function (GO): protein binding; serine-type endopeptidase activity
Source: RefSeq, a predicted model, not a curated record